AAAUAAUAUUUUCAAAAUGUGGCAUCACUGAUAUAUUCUGCGAGAUUUUUGGUCGGAAGUUUUGUUAUUAAAUUUAAUAAUAAAAAUGGAAAAUAUACCUCUAACUCAUGAAGAUAUUGAUGCACAAAUAGCAGAUAUUCAAACAAAAAAAAAGGAAAUUCAGAAAACUUCUAAUAGCGGUGUCGGUUUAUUAGACAGUGGUGGUUUUUUCGAUACUGAUUUAUACGAUGAAUCAGGUGGUAAGGGCAAAAGCCGAUAUGAAGGCUAUAACACUUCGAUUGCGGCAAACGAUGAAAUUGAUGAAGACGAGGAUGAGGGAUUUCCAGUUCCUCAGAAGCGUGUAACUUAUACAGCACCUAAUUCGAUUUUAAAAGACGUUACUCAAGGUAGUGAAGAUGUAGAUCCGUUAGCUGAUCGCCGGCGUCCAACCAUUGCCGAUCGAGAGGAUGAAUAUAAGCAAAAGAGACGUCGGAUUAUUAUUUCACCAGAACGUGCCGAUCCGUUUGCAGAUGGUGGAAAAACACCUGACAUUGGUACACGCACAUAUACUGAUAUCAUGCGAGAACAAAUGCUAAAAGGUGAAGAGAGUGAGUUACGUCGAAAAAUAAUAGAAAAAUCUAAGGAUGGCUCUCUUGUGAAAUCUUCUAGUGCUGAUAUGGCAAGAGAAGGUACACGCAAACGUGGUCGAUGGGAUCAAACUGUUAGUGAUAGCUUCGUACCCGCUAAAGUCGCUGCUACUCCUAGUAGUGCCGCAACACCGACUUGGGAGGAUAAAACUCCUGCAGAUCAUAGAUGGGAUGAAACACCUGGCCAUAAAGGUAGUGAAACUCCUGGUGCUACUCCCGGGCUAGGAACUAGAAUAUGGGAUGCCACACCAGCGCAUGCUAUGACACCAGGACACGAGACUCCAGGUCAUGAAAAAUCAGCUCGUCGAAAUCGAUGGGAUGAAACACCAAAGACAGAACGUGAAACUCCAGGUCACAGCGGUUGGGCAGAAACUCCAAAACCUGACCGCAGUAUUAGCGAUAAUAUUGUUGUUGAAUCAACGCCUGGGGCAUCGAAGCGCAGAUCUCGCUGGGAUGAAACGCCAUCAAAUGCAACUCCUUCAAUGACACCAUCGGCUAUGACCCCCAGUUUAACACCAAGUAUGACUCCACACGCUACUCCAGGUCAUGUUACUCCAAUGUUAACUCCCGGUGGCACUACUCCAAUAGGAGUAAAAGCAAUGGCAAUGGCAACACCAACACCUGGUGCUUUAGCCGCAAUGACACCAGAGCAACUGCAAGCAUAUCGUUGGGAAAAGGAAAUUGAUGAACGUAACAGACCAUUUACAGAUGAAGAACUUGAUCAAAUGUUUCCACCUGGCUAUAAAAUUCUUCCUCCUCCUGUCGGCUAUGUUCCACUUCGAACUCCAGGACGUAAACUUAUGGCUACGCCAACUCCUAUAGCAGGCACACCUGCCGGAUUUUUCAUUCAAGUUGAAGAUAAAAAUGCUAAAUUUAUGGAUAAUCAACCUAAAGGUCAAAAUUUGCCAUUUAUGAAGCCUGAAGAUGCACAAUAUUUUGAUAAAUUACUUGUGGAUGUAGAUGAAGAUACAUUGUCACCAGAGGAAUUAAAAGAACGUAAAAUCAUGAAAUUGUUAUUAACCAUAAAGAAUGGUUCUCCGCCAAUGAGGAAAUCCGCUUUACGCCAAAUUACUGAUAAAGCACGUGAAUUUGGAGCUGGUCCCUUAUUUAAUCAAAUUUUACCAUUACUUAUGUCUCCAACAUUAGAAGAUCAGGAGCGUCAUUUAUUGGUUAAGGUUAUUGACAGAGUACUCUAUAAGUUAGACGAUUUGGUGCGUCCAUAUGUACACAAAAUUCUUGUCGUUAUUGAACCUUUACUUAUUGACGAAGAUUAUUACGCUAGAGUUGAAGGUCGUGAAAUCAUUUCAAAUUUGGCAAAAGCUGCAGGAUUAGCUACUAUGAUUUCAACUAUGCGUCCAGAUAUAGACAAUAUUGAUGAAUAUGUGCGUAAUACUACAGCACGAGCAUUUGCUGUUGUUGCAUCGGCAUUAGGUAUCCCAUCGUUGUUGCCGUUCUUAAAAGCAGUUUGUAAAUCUAAAAAAUCAUGGCAAGCUCGUCACACAGGUAUCAAGAUUGUACAGCAAAUAGCUAUAUUGAUGGGCUGCGCAAUUUUACCACAUUUGAAGGCACUUGUCGAAAUCAUCGAGCAUGGAUUAGUUGAUGAACAACAGAAGGUACGUACAAUCACUGCUCUGGCUAUUGCUGCCUUGGCUGAAGCAGCAACCCCAUACGGUAUUGAGUCAUUUGAUUCCGUUUUAAAACCGUUGUGGAAAGGUAUACGUACACAUCGCGGUAAAGGUUUGGCGGCGUUUUUAAAGGCUAUUGGUUAUUUGAUACCAUUGAUGGAUGCAGAAUAUGCAAAUUACUACACACGUGAAGUAAUGUUGAUUCUUAUCCGUGAAUUUCAGUCACCUGAUGAAGAAAUGAAAAAGAUUGUAUUGAAAGUAGUAAAACAAUGUUGUGCUACAGAUGGUGUUGAGGCGCAAUAUAUAAAAGAGGAAAUAUUACCUCACUUUUUCAAAUUCUUUUGGAAUCAUCGUAUGGCACUUGACCGUAGAAAUUAUCGGCAAUUAGUAGAUACGACUGUUGAAAUUGCGAACAAAGUAGGUGCUUCAGAAAUUAUUAAUCGUGUAGUAGAUGAUUUAAAGGAUGAAAAUGAACAAUAUAGAAAAAUGGUUAUGGAAACUAUUGAAAAAAUAAUGGGUAAUCUAGGUGCAGCUGAUAUUGAUUCAAGAUUGGAAGAACAGCUUAUCGAUGGAAUUUUAUAUGCUUUCCAAGAACAAACUACUGAAGAUGUUGUUAUGCUGAAUGGUUUUGGUACAAUUGUAAUUCAGUUGGGAAAACGCGUUAAACCGUACUUGCCACAGAUAUGUGGUACUAUUCUUUGGCGUUUAAAUAAUAAAUCCGCAAAAGUCCGUCAACAAGCAGCUGAUUUGAUAUCCAGAAUUGCUGUGGUCAUGAAAACAUGCCAAGAGGAGAAACUGAUGGGCCAUUUAGGCGUAGUAUUAUAUGAAUAUUUAGGUGAAGAGUACCCAGAGGUCUUAGGAAGCAUUUUAGGUGCAUUAAAAGCAAUAGUUAAUGUUAUUGGGAUGAUUAAAAUGACACCACCAAUUAAAGAUUUGUUACCUCGUCUCACACCAAUUCUUAAAAAUCGUCAUGAAAAAGUGCAAGAAAAUUGUAUCGAUCUUGUUGGCCGUAUUGCUGAUCGUGGUCCAGAAUAUGUAUCUGCACGUGAAUGGAUGCGUAUAUGUUUUGAAUUGCUGGAGCUAGUAAAAGCACAUAAGAAGGCUAUACGGCGAGCUACAGUUAAUACGUUUGGUUACAUAGCAAAAGCUAUUGGUCCACAUGAUGUAUUGGCUACACUUUUAAACAAUCUGAAAGUACAAGAAAGACAGAAUCGCGUUUGUACAACUGUUGCCAUUGCUAUUGUUGCUGAAACUUGUCGACCAUUUACCGUAUUACCAGCGUUAAUGAACGAAUAUCGUGUUCCAGAAUUAAAUGUUCAAAAUGGUGUAUUGAAAUCACUUUCAUUUUUAUUUCAAUACAUUGGAGAAAUGGGAAAAGAUUAUAUAUAUGCCGUUUGCCCACUAUUAGAGGAUGCAUUAAUGGAUAGAGAUUUAGUACAUCGACAAACAGCUUGUGCAGCUAUAAAACAUAUGUCUUUGGGUGUUUAUGGUUUUGGUUGCGAGGAUGCUCUCAUUCAUUUGCUUAAUUAUGUAUGGCCAAAUAUAUUUGAAACCUCUCCACAUUUAGUACAAGCGUUUAUGGAUGCUGUGGAUGGUUUACGCGUUUCCCUGGGUCCAAUAAAAAUUCUACAAUAUUCACUUCAAGGAUUAUUUCAUCCAGCACGCAAAGUACGGGAUGUUUAUUGGAAAAUAUAUAACUCCCUUUAUAUUGGUGGACAAGAUGCGUUAAUUGCUGGGUAUCCGCGUAUAACAAAUGAUCCAAAAAAUCAGUAUGAGCGCUAUGAACUAGACUAUACUUUGUAAAAGAAAAUAUAUGUAUUACGAAUAUAAUACAAAUGUUUUCAAAUAAAUUAUCAAAAUGACAAACUAUUUCUUAAUUUCAACAUAAGAUGCAAGACAAAUAUAAAUUAUAAAAAAGUAAAUUCAUGUAAAGUAGUUUAGUUGCACUAGUAGUGCAAACUUAACCAGCAAUGAAGCCCCGCGGAAAAAUAAAAUUGUCUUUUUUUAAAAUUUAUUUACCUAAAAAAUUAAAUGUAACUUAAAAAUAUAUUUUGCACGUGUUUGAAGAUGCGCAAAGAUUAAGAUAAAGCUUCUCAUACCUUUUGUAAAGAACUAUCGUUUUUACGGUGAUCCGAAGUGAAUCGUUACCAUUACAGUUCUACGUGCUAGCUCAAUGUGUUGCUAUCAAAAUAUAAAUUGCAAAUAAAAUAAGAAUUGAUUUUUGUUCAAUUUA
This is a messenger RNA of Teleopsis dalmanni, 4484 nucleotides long. RefSeq names its product splicing factor 3B subunit 1 (gene Sf3b1). Gene Ontology annotation, biological process: spliceosomal complex assembly. The coding region runs from base 86 to 4054 and encodes 1322 amino acids. Gene Ontology annotation, molecular function: mRNA binding. NCBI's taxonomy places the organism in Eukaryota, Metazoa, Arthropoda, Insecta, Diptera, Diopsidae. The record is from RefSeq and is a predicted model, not a curated record. Gene Ontology annotation, cellular component: U2 snRNP; U2-type prespliceosome; U12-type spliceosomal complex. The transcript is spliced from 6 exons.